ACACACACACACACACACACACACACACACACACACACACAUUCUUCCUCUAAUCCCUUCCUUCUCUCUUUCACUUUCAUUAGUUUAGAAGCGAAACUUUUAGUGAUCCGAGUUCAGGUUUCCUACAGGAGCUUACACUCAUCCUUCUCCAGCUUCAUAUGCCCCUGAGCCCCUGACUUGGCCAUGCCCCGUGUGAAGGAACUGUCUCACACGGACCAGCUGAAGCAGGUUGGAUUCGGUCGACCUUCUCCACGGCAUGGCCUCCACCUUCUACACUGGUUCUGUACCAAGUGCCUGUAUGUGAAUAGGAAUGAUGAGAUGGUUUCACUCUGUGAUCCUGACAAUGAGGAUUUUGGGUUCCACCUUUUUGAGAAUCGAUUCGACCAGAACUUCGGUCAGCUCCUGCCGAACAUUAACUUCCCGUACUACGUGGUGGGGAAUCUGAACCGCGACGGAGCGGAGCAGCUGCCCGAGUACGUCCAAGAAGCGUACACUGGUGACUAUGACGACAGCAACAAGGACCGCAUCAUCGUCAGCUUUAAACACGGCUGCUUCGAUAAAGUUUACGUGACCGAACACGGAGACGAGUGGAACUACGACCCCGAUAAAACCUACCGCAUUAAUAUUAAAGUCAUUAAAUACAUCAGCCGCAAGAAGAGUACCAUUUUCCUGAGCGAGAUGGGAGUCGGAUCUACAGGAACGAUCUCCUGCGCCGUAACUCCUCCUGCUCCAUACAGGAAAGAAGUUGGCAUCAAAAUCAAUAACGCCGCCGAACCAUCCAGCGGCCGAGGAUUCUGGGAUUACUGCGUGAUCCUGUAAAAUCCGCUCUCAUCGAAUGUCCUGCAGGAUUUCACGUUCGGCUUUUCAUUUCAUUCGGGCAUGUUGGGGUCUUCUGCCGGAGAGGUCCAAAAAACUCCAGGAUUCCAGAACAAACAAACAAACAAAAAAAUCAAGAAUUGAAUAAAGAUAUAAGGUAUAAAAGGUAAAGUUGCAAAAAAGAGAAAAAAAAGCACUUUGUCCUGGGGGGGGGUACAAACUUUUGCACUCCUCCCUUUGCAGUAAACGGAGAUAAAGCGUCAUUGUUUGCAGUAAACAAGUGUGUGUGUGAGUGUGUGUGUGUGUGUGUGUGUGUGUCCUCUAUGGUUUGUGUAGGUUCAGCGCUAAUGUGUGGAGCGAGCUGAGGGAGUCAAACACGUUCAUCUGUACCAGGGGUCCAGGAGGAAAAACAUAUAUAAUUAUUCUGACACGUGAUCGUAGACACGUGCUGUAAUUAACUAAUUAAUUAAUUUUUUUAUAAAUUUGUGAUAUGAUUACAAUAAAGUCAUUAAAGUCA
Messenger RNA from Silurus meridionalis, 1333 nucleotides. RefSeq lists its product as uncharacterized. The record is from RefSeq and is a predicted model, not a curated record. Bases 184 to 819 code for a protein of 211 amino acids. The transcript is spliced from 2 exons. NCBI's taxonomy places the organism in Eukaryota, Metazoa, Chordata, Actinopteri, Siluriformes, Siluridae.